Amblyraja radiata (thorny skate) is the source of this 3985-nucleotide messenger RNA. It is a transcript of the gene dvl3b, whose product is annotated as dishevelled segment polarity protein 3b. Gene Ontology annotation, biological process: canonical Wnt signaling pathway; intracellular signal transduction. Bases 822 to 2690 code for a protein of 622 amino acids. Gene Ontology annotation, molecular function: frizzled binding. The record is from RefSeq and is a predicted model, not a curated record. The transcript has 12 exons. Gene Ontology annotation, cellular component: cytosol. NCBI's taxonomy places the organism in Eukaryota, Metazoa, Chordata, Chondrichthyes, Rajiformes, Rajidae.
GGAGAGGCAGAGAGAAGGGUGAGAGAUUAUAUGAUGUGCUCUGAUUAAAUUGAUCCUCAUGGCCUUUUGGAAACUUGGAAUUAAAUGUGCGUUGGUGUCAGUCUUCUAGUCGCCAGCCACAACUGACUGAAUCAAAUAUUUUAUUUUCCCCGAAUACCUUCCCACAUUUGGAGCGUCUGUGCUGUGAACAAUUCCCAGCGGAGGAGGACAGUCUGUGUGGACAUAUGGAGCUGCAGAUUUCCUCCAGCACUUGGUGUUUUGCUCGGGACCUCUGAGUGUCUGCAGAGGGACUGCGUGAGUCUGUAUAUCUGGGUGUCACUGUCUGCUGACCGUCGAAUACGCUGCAUGGACUGACUCCUCUCACUGAUACAGCAGAACAGAGAAAGUCUAUGUCACCACAGUGAGGUCUGCCCUCUUUACACUUUCGUCUUGAGAGAUACAGCACGGAAACAGGCCCUUCGUCCCACCAAGUCCGCGCCGGCCUGCGAUCCCCGUACACUAGCACCAUUCAACACACCAGGGACAAUUUACAAUUUACAGAAGCGAAUUCACCUGCAAACCUGCACGUAUUUGGAGUGUGGAAAAAAACCAGGGCGCCUGGAGAAACCCUAAGACGGUGACGGGGAGAACGUAGAAACUGCACACAGACAGCACCCGUAGUCAGGAUUGAACCCGGGUCCCUGGCGGAGUGAAGCAGCAACUCUACCCACUACGCCACCGUGCAGCACCCGCUGCAACAUCCAGCCGUCCCAUCCACGCCGCAGAGCGAGAGUCUCAACCGUUCGCCUUGUGCUUUGGGAGUCGUAGCUGGAGGCUCGUCGAUGCUAAGGAUGAUGUCCCUGUGCUUCAGGCUAAGGGGCAGAAGCCGGGCCCCAACCCCUGCCGUGCCCUCCUGCCGCAUGCAGGCCCCGCUCCGCUGCUGGGCGCUGCCUUCCCUGCGUCGUGUCCGGUGUUUCCCCGAGUCGCGGCCGGCAGCUCGUCAGUUUCCCCGGGUCAACGGCCACACGAAGGUGGAGAGGCGGCACGAGAUCGGGGGCUACGAGAGCUCCUCCACGCUGAUGAGCAGUGAGCUGGAAUCCACCAGCUUCUUUGACUCGGAAGAAGAUGAUUCCACAAGCAGGUUCAGCAGCUCCACAGAACAGAGCAACUCGUCCAAACUCAUGAGGCGGCACAAGCGGAGGCGGAGGAAACCUCGGAUCCCUCGCAUCGAACGGUCCUCCUCGUUCAGCAGUAUCACAGACUCCACCAUGUCCCUCAACAUCAUCACCGUCACUUUAAACAUGGAGAAAUACAACUUCCUUGGAAUCAGUAUCGUGGGGCAGAGCAACGAGAGGGGUGACGGAGGGAUCUACAUCGGGUCAAUCAUGAAGGGAGGGGCUGUGGCUGCAGACGGCAGAAUCGAACCCGGGGACAUGUUGCUCCAGGUUAACGACAUAAACUUUGAGAACAUGAGCAAUGAUGACGCUGUCCGGGUCCUGAGGGAAAUUGUGCACAAGCCUGGGCCCAUCAUGCUGACCGUUGCCAAAUGUUGGGACCCAACCCCUCGUGCCUGCUUCACCCUCCCCAGAAGCGAGCCCAUCCGGCCCAUCGACCCGGCAGCCUGGGUUUCCCACACGGCGGCCAUGACGGGAGCCUAUCAGCCUUAUGGUAUGAGCCCCUCCAUGAGCACCAUUACUUCCACCAGCUCCUCCAUCACCAGCUCCAUCCCAGAAACCGAACGGUUCGACGAUUUUCAUUUAUCAAUCCACAGUGACAUCGUCAACAUCGUUAAAGCCAUGGCUUCCCCGGAGUCCGGCCUGGAAGUACGCGACCGAAUGUGGCUUAAAAUCACCAUCCCAAACGCUUUCAUUGGUUCCGAUGUCGUCGACUGGCUUUACAAUCACGUGGAAGGAUUCCCGGACCGGCGGGAAGCUCGAAAAUACGCCAGCAAUCUCCUUAAAGCCGGCUACAUCCGACACACUGUGAACAAGAUCACCUUCUCGGAGCAGUGCUACUACAUCUUCGGGGACCUCUGUGGCAAUAUGGCCAGCCUAACCUUACACGACCAUGACGGAUCGAGCGGCACAUCGGAUCAAGACACGCUAGCCCCCUUGCCCCACCCUGGAGCAGCGCCCUGGCCCCUUGCCUUCCCCUACCAGUACCCGACUCAGCACCCCUACAACCCCCAGCCGCCGGGCUACCACGACGUCGCCGGCUUCCCCUACGGAGGAGGCAGCGCCGGCAGCCAGCCCAGUGAAGGGAGUCGAAGCAGUGGAUCGAACCGGAGCGGGAGCGAGAGGCGAGGGGGGAAGGAGAAGGAGCCAAAACCCGGCGAUCCAAAAUCUGGGGGCAGUGGCAGUGAGUCGGAACACACCACGCGGAGUGCUGUGCGGCGGGAGCGGGCGGGAAGCGAGCGCUCAGCUCCCGCCAGCGAACACAGUCACCACAGUAACCUGAGCCAUCGGAGCCACCACUCACUGGCAGCCAGCAUCCGCAGCCACCACACCCACCAGUCCUACGGCCCGCCUGGGUUGCCCCCUCUCUACGCACCUCCCCUCGUCAUGAUGCCCCCACAGUCCGCCGCCACCCCACCCCCUGGGGCACCUCCGCUCCGCGAUCUGUCAGCGGUGCCUCCAGAGCUCACAGCCAGCAGACAAUCGUUCAGAAUGGCCAUGGGAAACCCCAGUGAGUUCUUUGUGGAUGUUAUGUGACUCGUUCCCCUUCACCCUCCGCAAAAGAAAAUGCACCCCUUCCACCGCCACCCGUGCAACUGAACAGCAGAGCGACUAAAGAAAACGGCAGACCUGCUUGCGACAGAGUGGCACGUUUCUGGGGUGUGAACAGGAUUUUUUAUAUUUAUUCAGCACUAAUCUCGCAAGAUUUAUCAACGUAAACACCCCCCAUUUUGCUUCCCUCCCCAUCCUCCCCUGCAAUCUGUGUUUUUCCCCACCCCCUCACAAGAAUGGACUGCAUUUGUACUUGGACAGUGUCCUGUCUCUCUGCCUCUUUUAACACCUUUCUCAUUGUAAGGUUUUGUUUUUAAAGCAAAAAAUCUUUAUUCUGCUUCUAUGGAGAGCUUGUUGUAAUAUCAACGGUCAAACUUUAAUCACUUCCAAUCUUGUUUUCUGUUGAACUAAUUUCUUAAGCUCUUAUGUGUUUCUUUCCUUGUCACACAGCGACAGAUAGUGGGGUUCUUGUCCUCCUCCAACUGGUAAUAUUGUUAGUGCAUUGAGGGGAGAAGUCACCAGCUGGAUUGGGUUGGCCCUCUUGUGCUUGGCAUCAUUUCUUUUUAAAUCGUCUGGUCACCAGAACAGUAGGAUACAGAGGACAGACCCAGACUGCAAGGAAAAGCAUGGAAGAGUUGCUUAAUUUUUCUUAUGUUAAAACUCGGUCAUUAAGUGUACGAUUAUGAAUUGCAUCUUAAAACUCUUCAAGGAAACACCGCAAGCCUUAUAUUUCACGAAGGAACAAACAAAAAAAUAACUGUCCAACAAUUCAAUCAUGUUGUAAUGCUUCUGAUGUGUGUUUUUUUUUCGUGUAACUCUUCCUUUCAUGAGUAGCAUUUCAUGCUUUAAGUUUGUGGGAAAUGAAGUAAAAACAUCUCGGAUCAAAGCACGACGUUGGCACUCCAUCCCCGUCUUCCCUCUCCCCGCCCUCCGCAUCUGUCACAAUACCUUUCCCAUCGGGAACUGAAAUAAUAAAAAAAGGUACCUAACGAUCAAUGAAACCUCACUACAGUCAGAGCAGCAAGUCGAAAGAUCGUCGAAGAUCAGAUCCCUCAGGAACAUCCCAACGGAGUCUCGGUGUGGAGAACCUCGACUCCAUCAGGCAACAAAGGGCAGCUGCACUAAUAUCUCACAACCUCUCCGCUCACUCACUGAAUCUGAAGUUGAAUAAGAGAAAUAUAUAACUUGGAGAUGACAUGUGACCCUGGAUGACGGUUUUGUAGCUGAAAGUUGCAUUGUAUACUUUAAUAAAAUGGUUCUAGAUGAUUUCUUCACAUCAA